Molecule: messenger RNA, 186 nt
Organism: Clunio marinus
Lineage: Eukaryota; Metazoa; Arthropoda; Insecta; Diptera; Chironomidae
Source: the annotation of a GenBank genome assembly
AUGCAAAGUAUUGAUAAUCGUCAUGAAAUCAUUUCAUGUCGUAAUGAUUCAAGUUCCAAUCAUUCACAAGUUGAUGCUCAGUUUUACUUGAUUCUAAACAUGAAACAAAAGAAAAAAAUUAAUGUCACCUCCAUUCAUGAAAUCCACAUGUUUAUGACAAAUAAGGAAAUAAACUAUGAACUUUGA